AUGAAUAACGUUCAAGAGGCAGCUGCUGUUGCAAUGUGUUCGCUCGCGUAUUAUAAUUACGUGCGUGUUUUAUAUACAACAAAAAUUAAAAAGAAAUGGAGAAAAAGGAGAUGGUGGAUGAUUGCAAUGCACCGGAACAGAACUAGACAUAGUAUGGAGCAACAAUUUGUUGAACUCAUACAAGAACCAUCUGGAGAAUUCGAAAAUUUCCAUCGAAUGUCAUUGACGGAUUUUAAUUACUUGCUUUCCAAAGUUCUGCCACUUAUCUCUAAGCAAGAUACUCAUUUAAGGGAAGCUUUCUUUUCAGUUUCUUUUUUUUUCAGUUCUAGGAUAGGCAUAUUGAAAAUUCCUUGA
Messenger RNA from Parnassius apollo (apollo), 354 nucleotides. NCBI's taxonomy places the organism in Eukaryota, Metazoa, Arthropoda, Insecta, Lepidoptera, Papilionidae. The record is from the annotation of a GenBank genome assembly.